Oncorhynchus masou masou (cherry salmon) is the source of this 9790-nucleotide messenger RNA. RefSeq names its product glutamate receptor ionotropic, NMDA 2B-like. The transcript has 15 exons. NCBI's taxonomy places the organism in Eukaryota, Metazoa, Chordata, Actinopteri, Salmoniformes, Salmonidae. Gene Ontology annotation, cellular component: plasma membrane; NMDA selective glutamate receptor complex. The coding region runs from base 60 to 5225 and encodes 1721 amino acids. Gene Ontology annotation, molecular function: NMDA glutamate receptor activity. The record is from RefSeq and is a predicted model, not a curated record. Gene Ontology annotation, biological process: long-term synaptic potentiation; excitatory postsynaptic potential; monoatomic ion transport.
CUAUGAGAGGGACAGAGGAGUCCCAGGCCACACCAUCAUGCUACUUCUGAGAAGCAGGGAUGACAUUUUGGAUGCCAAUACACAAGGUAUUACAUUCCCACUCCUCGAUUAUGCCUGUCUCCGGCUGCCACAGCGCCUCCCACCCUCAGGAAAGGCGAGCGUCCCCCACACCCCUGCCCUCCCAGGAGGUGAGACGUCCUCCCCGGCGCCGUGCGGCCCUCUCCUCCCUCUCCCUGUCCCUCCUGGGCCUCCUGAUGUGCCUGUUCCACCUGCCCCCUGCCUGUCACUCUCGCAGAGACAAAGGCGGGGGCGUGGCCCACUACAUCCCCAUGGCCCAGCCCCCCCACCACCAGGUUCUGCCCAAGCUGGUUCAGGGUCUCAGCAUCGCUGUGGUGCUGGUGGGCAACUCUAGCGAGGUGGCGUUGGCAGGCGCCCGGGAGAAGGACGACUUCCUGCACAUGCCGCUGGCGCCCAACGUGGAAGUGCUCACCAUGAACGAGACGGACCCCAAGAGCAUCAUCAAGAGCAUCUGUGACCUGAUGACAGAGCACUGGCUACAGGGCGUGGUGUUCGGGGACGACACGGAUCAGGAGGCCAUAGCCCAGAUCCUGGACUUCAUCUCUGCACAGACACACAUCCCCAUCCUGGGGGUCCGCGGUGGCUCCUCCAUGAUCAUGGCUGCCAAGGAUGACAACUCUAUGUUCUUCCAGUUCGGCCCGUCCAUCGAGCAGCAGGCCUCGGUCAUGCUCAACAUCAUGGAGGAGUACGACUGGUACAUCUUCUCCAUCGUCACCACAUACUACCCCGGAUACCUGGACUUUGUCACCAAGAUCCGGAGCACCAUAGAGAACAGCUUUGUGGGCUGGGAGCUGGAGGAGGUUCUGCUGCUGGACAUGUCAGUGGACGAUGGAGACUCUAAGAUCCAGAACCAGCUGAAGAAGCUGCAGAGCCCCGUCAUCCUGCUGUACUGCACUAAGGAGGAGGCCAACACCAUCUUCGAAGUGGCCCACUCCGUAGGGAUCACGGGGUACGGCUACACCUGGAUCGUCCCCUCGCUGGUAGCUGGAGACGCUGAAGUGAUCCCUGCCGAGUUCCCUACAGGUUUAAUCUCUGUGUCGUAUGACGAGUGGGACUACGGCCUAGAGGCUCGCGUGCGCGAUGGGGUGGCUGUCAUCGCCAUGGCAACCUCCACCAUGAUGCUCGACAGGGGGGCACACACCCUGAUGAAGUCUGAGUGCCAUGGGGCCACGGACAAGAAGGGGCCCAUUGCUGGGAACCCAAAUGAGGUGCUCAGGUAUCUGAUGAACGUGACGUUUGAGGGCCGGAACCUGUCCUUCAGUGAGGACGGCUACCAGAUGCAUCCUAAACUGGUCAUCAUCCUACUGGACAAGAUGAGGCAGUGGGACAAGGUGGGGAAGUGGGAGAACGGCUCCCUGUCCAUGAAGUACCACGUCUGGCCUCGCUUUGAGAUCUACUCAGGGGCAGAGAGCCGGGAGGACGACCACCUUUCCAUCGUUACGCUGGAGGAGGCUCCGUUUGUCAUCGUGGAGGACGUUGACCCCCUCAGUGGCACGUGUAUGAGGAACACUGUGCCCUGCAGGAGACAGCUCCAAACAAUAAAUAAAACCGUCGACUCGGGGAUCUAUAUCAAGCGCUGCUGUAAGGGUUUCUGCAUCGACAUCCUGAAGAAGAUUGCCAAGCACGUCAAGUUCACCUACGACCUCUACCUGGUGACCAACGGAAAACACGGCAAGAAGAUCAACGGCACCUGGAACGGCAUGGUGGGAGAGGUGGAGACAAAGAAGGCCCACAUGGCUGUGGGCUCCCUCACCAUCAACAAGGAGAGGUCAGAGGUCAUUGACUUCUCGGUUCCCUUCAUCGAGACAGGCAUCAGCGUCAUGGUAUCCCGUAGCAACGGCACCGUCUCGCCCUCUGCCUUCCUCGAGCCCUUCAGUGCUGAUGUGUGGGUGAUGAUGUUCGUGAUGCUGCUGCUGGUUUCGGCGAUUGCUGUGUUUGUGUUUGAGUACCUCAGCCCUGUGGGCUACAACCGUUGUCUGGCCGACGGUAGAGAGCCUGGAGGGCCCUCCUUCACCAUCGGCAAGGCCAUCUGGCUGCUGUGGGGUCUGGUCUUCAACAACUCUGUCCCAGUGCAGAACCCCAAGGGUUGGACCAGUAAGAUCAUGGUGUCGGUGUGGGCCUUCUUCGCUGUCAUCUUCCUGGCCUCCUACACUGCCAACCUGGCAGCCUUCAUGAUCCAGGAGGAGUAUGUAGACCAGGUGUCUGGACUCAGCGACAAGAAGUUUCAGAGACCCAAUGACUUCUCCCCUCCAUUCCGGUUUGGGACGGUCCCUAACGGCAGCACGGAAAGGAACAUCAAGAACAACUACAAGGAGAUGCAUGGCUACAUGAUCAAGUUCCACCAGAAGAAUGUGGAUGAGGCCCUGUAUGGUCUGAAGACUGGUAAACUGGACGCCUUCAUCUACGACGCAGCAGUGCUGAACUACAUGGCCGGGAGGGACGAGGGCUGUAAGCUGGUGACCAUCGGCAGUGGGAAGGUGUUUGCCUCCACGGGCUACGGCAUCGCCAUCCAGAAGGAGUCUGGCUGGAAGAGACACGUUGACCUGGCCAUCCUUCAGCUCUUUGGAGACGGUGACAUGGAGGAGCUGGAGGCCAUGUGGCUGACGGGGAUCUGCCACCAUGAGAAGAACGAGGUGAUGAGCAGCCAGCUGGACGUGGACAACAUGGCCGGCGUCUUCUACAUGCUGGGGGCGGCCAUGGCUCUGUCGCUCAUCACCUUCAUCGCCGAGCAUGCCUUCUACUGGCAACUGCGCUUCUGCUUCAUGGGCUACUGCACGGGCAAGCCAGGCUUCGUCUUCUCCAUCAGCAGGGGCAUCUACAGCUGCAUCCACGGAGUUCAGAUCGAGGAGAAGAGCAGCUCAGCUCUCGACUCUCCAUCGGUCACCAUGAACAACACCCAAUCCAACAUCCUGCGUCUGCUCCGGACCGCUAAGAACAUGGCCUCCCUGUCCGGGGUUAACGGCUCGCCUCACAGCGCCCUGGACUUCAUCCGUCGUGAGUCAUCCGUCUACGACAUCUCCGAGCACCGCCGCAGCCUGGCAGGUCACUCGGACUGCAAGCCUCCAUACUUGCCGGAGGAUAACAUGUUCAGCGACUACAUCAACGAGGUGGAGAGGACGUUCGGGAACCUCCACCUGAAGGACAGCAACCUGUACCAGGACCACUACCUGCACCACCACGGAGGCUCUGCCCUGGGGCUCAGCGGCCCACCACUUAACAGACCCCACAGCCUGGGCAGCAACAGCUCUCUGGAAGGGGGCAUGUUUGACUGUGACAGUUUAGGGGGAGGAGUGGCACCUAUCUUCACCACCCAGCCACGCUCUGCCCUGACCCACAGGAACAUGAGUAAGUUUGACCUGAUUGCCAGUCAGAACCCACCCUCCGGGCCGGGCUUCAAAUCGGGACUGUCAGACCUGUACGGAAAGUUCUCCUUCAAGGGAGGGGCCUCUAGCUCAGGUUACAUCCCCGGGCAUGACAGGUACUGUGGGGGAGGGGGCAGAGAGGAUGACGGAAACAUCCGUUCAGACGUUUCAGACAUCUCCACUCACACGGUCACCUACGGGAACCUGGAGGGCAACGCUAAGAAGCGUAAGCAGUAUCGCGACAGCCUGAAGAAGAGGCCCGCCUCGGCCAAGUCCAGACGAGAGCUGGAUGAGAUUGAGCUGGGCUACCGGAGAAAGCCCUACCACACAGGCUACCACCAUUACCACGGCCACCGCUCCUCCUCCCCGCCCCUACUGGCUGCCGAACGCAAAAGAGGAGGAGGCGGCAAUGCAGGGAGCACAUCCUACCUGUUCCGUGACAAAGAGAGUGUGAGGGAUUUCUAUUUGGACCAGUUCCGCCCCAAAGAUGGUGUCCCCCAGUGGGAACAUGUGGAUCUGACAGACGGUCCUGGAGGGGGGGGUGGGGGCGGCGGGGGGGGGAACUGUACAAGUUUGGUGUCAGUGGACGACUUCCUGAAACAAAAUAAACCCAAGAAAUCAGAGUCUAAGAGUGGGGGAGGCACAUCAGGGGCGGGGUUGGCAGGAGGAGACUGGGAGUGUCGUAACUGCCGUGCCAGCGGAGGAGGGGGCAAGCAGAUGUCGAUGCAUGGCAGCGGGGCGGGGGAGAGGGGAGGCGGAUAUGGUGGGGGGGUUAGUUGUGGAUCCUCGGUGGGUGGAGGGAACAGCCGUCCCAGCUCUGCCACUUGCAUGCGCUGCGAGGGCUGCAAAAAGACAGGCAACCUGUACGACAUCAGUGAGGACAACAACCACCUCUUGGAACAGAUGGGGGGUGGGAAAGGCGGAGGCAUGGGGGCUGUGGGGUUAAGUGGAGGCGCCCAGCCUCAAUCUCAAGCCCAGCGGAGGAAGUCUGCCGGCUUUGGAAAGCCCCUCCGACGGCAACACUCGUGCGACACCUUCGUAGACCUUCAGAAAGAGGAGGCAGUCGGAGUCAGGGGGGUCAUGGGGGAUCUAGGAGGGGGCGGUGGGGGCAUGGGGGGUGCAGGAAUGAGCGGGAUGUUGCCUCCUCCCAGAAGUGUUAGCUUAAAAGAGAAGGAGCGCUAUAUGGAGGGUGUUAGCCCCUUCGCCCACAUAUUUGAGAGGCAUGGAGGCUCAGAGAGGGAGAAGGAGCGAGACAGAGACCCUCUGUUCUAUGGUGGUGAGAUGGCCAAAGAAGCAGGGUCGCUGUUCGGCUUGUUCCGAGGUGGUGAGGGCCUUCACCGCCGCUCAGUGGGGGAGAGGGACAUGAGGGACAGAGAAAGAGCCAUGAUGGAGGGCGGUGGAGGAGGAACCUACUCCUUAUCCAAAUCUCUCUACCCGGAUAGAGUCAACCAAAACCCCUUUAUUCCAACCUUUGGUGACGACCAGUGUCUCUUGCAUGGCGCCAAACAAUACUACAUGAAAAAGCAACAACAGCAGCAGCAGCAGCAGAUGCCCCCCAAAAACAGCCGAAGUGACUUCAGGGGCUCGGUGGGUGUGACAUCUUUCUUGCCAGCGACUGCCACUGCUGGGGUCAUGUCCACCGUGGCCCCCAGGUUCCCUAUGGACCUGUGUCUGGGAGGGAACCUCCACGGCUCCACGCUGGGUGUGGGGCCAAUACAGCGCCCGUUCAAUGGCAGCAACGGGCACGUGUACGAGAAACUCUCCAGCAUAGAGUCAGACGUGUGAGAGAGGAGACUGGGUGGGGAGGCAUGGAGGGAGGGAGGAAUGGCAUUAGUCCCGGGAAGUCAGGGAUGAUGAGGCACUACUGUCCACAUUGCAACCGCAACACUUUUAACAAGGAAGGAGAACAGUCAGGGAAGAGAAGAUUAACGACAGAAUGGUGAAAAUAUUUGACAGAAGAGAGCAGGGUGAGUUAGAAGGGAAGAUGGGGACAUUCAUGCCCUGUUAUUUUGUUACAAAUCAAUGAAUACAAGAGGUGACACAUGGGUAGGGUUAUGUUAACUCUAUUAUUUAUUUGGCCCAUGCCAUCAAUACACUCAAAAAGAACACAAAAGUGACACCUCAAUGUGAUAUUGCAAGUUUGAGCCAAAUGGAGUCACACCUCCAGAGUGAUUAUGAGAAGGGAAUGUGAGUUAGUAGUGAAGUGUCCAUCUGGUCAAGUGUUAUUAGAGAAAGGAGAUGUUGUCAUGACUCAUGUUGAUGAUAGCGUCCGAAAAUGAGUUUUUUGGAAGACGAUGGCCCCUGCACUAACUCUCCCUCUUUUUGCAUCCACACUCUUCGAGAAAAGGGUUCCAAAAGGGUUAUGUGGCUGUCCCCAUAGGAGAACCCUUUAUGGUUCCAUGUAGAGCCCUCUGUAGACCAGGUUCUAGCUGGAACCUAAAGGGUUUUGUACCUGUAACCAAAAGUGAUUCUUCAAAGAGUUAUUCUAUGGGGACAGCCGAAGAAUCCUUUAAGGUUCGCACCUUCUUUUCUAAGUGAGUUGUUCUGCUCCCUUACACCCAAACAACUGUCUUUGACUCUUGUUUGCUAUGAUAAUUCAAUCAUAAAUGAAAAUAAGAUAUUCUUACUGAAAUAACAGGGUAAAACAACAAUAAUGUUAUUAACAUUGUGAUUAACAAAAGUGAUAUUAUGAAGUGCUUAUGACAUUAAGUUUGUUUUAUGUUCCUUUGAUAUUUCAAUACUGUUUAAUAUUUGUGGUUAUUUCUUUGUCUGCCCGAUGGUGGCAGGAAGCUUGUUAUCUAAUUCAACUAACAAGCCUGAAGGACUGAGUGAAAAGUCAUUAGGUCUCUUGUUUUUGUUUUAAUGAUAUACAGUCCAUGCUCAUUCAUUCAUUUGCUGUUUUUAAAAUUGUUGCGGAAAGAUCUGGAAGCCAUCAUUUGCACAGUACUGAACGGUUCUUCUUUGUUUGAAGUUUCAAGAGAUUUCACACCCUGUUUCUGAACUUUUGUCGGUCAACAACUGUGAAAGACGUGUCUUGUCAUGAAGCAGAUGGCUGAAGAUACUGACUGAAGGACGAGCCUUAAAGGACCCCAGAUGAUGUGCGCCCCAGAGAGCUCAGCAGGGCGUCGUGUAACAGCACAAUACGUAGUGAACAAGGUGUUAAGAUAUGUGCAAUAUCCCCUUGUCUUGAAGAAAGAAACGUGCUGCUCUGAAACCAAGUCAUUAUUUACAGAUGAGAGACUGUGGUGUGUUUUAAGACAAUAACAUGUUUGAAUAACUAACACUUGAUGUGGACAUGAUUACACAGACAUUAAAAUAGCAUCGGAAGUGCUUCAUAAACCUGUCACACGUCCAUAACUAAAGAACACCACACACACUGUCAGACUGCUGUGCCUCAUCUAACAAGCAUUUGAUCAACCCUUUUGGAUUCAGGUUCUUAGAAAACAGCCAGCCGCCUCCGAGGCUCACUUUUUAACACACCACUUAUCUCGUAAAACCCGUUGCGUUCACUCUCUGAAGUUAGGAAGGUCCAUACAGGCUUAUGAGACACGUUGAAGAAGCAUUUGUGAAUGCAGUUUUACUUCACGUCAGUCAGAGUGUUUAAUGUGUAUUAUAGGCGUAUGCUCUGUAAUUCUAAAUUGAACUCAAAUCCUCUUAAAAGAUGUUGUUUCCCACAGAAGAUGGUAAUGGUCUUGAUGAACGUCUGAAUGUAAGUCGUGAGGAUGUCUCCAAAUGGGACAUUCCUCCUCAGACUGAGGCAGUUAGACGGAGGAUGUCUUGAGAAUGCUCACGCUGUAUGCUUUGACAGAUGUUGACAGUACUUUUAGCCUGAGACCUCUAUAUUGCACGGACCCCCCCCCCGGGUUCAGACUUUCUGAAAUACAUGCCUUAUCAUAUGAAACUGACUGAUGACACAAGAUAUUGUACAGCAUAUGAGCCUUUCAGUUAUUGAAAGGUUUUGUCUUCAAUUAGUAUGAGGUGUCAUUAGUUCAAGGGCUGCAGGAAAUUGUGUUUCAGUGCUGAAUGGAGAUUGAAGGUGCUGAGGGAGUAGAUUGCGCUGAGUCAUUCCUACUUCCAAUACGAUCAGACUGCACCUCUGUAAUAUGGAGAUGGAAGAUGCUGAGGGAGUAGAUUGCGCUGAGUCAUUCCUACUUCCAAUACGAUCAGACUGCACCUCUGUAAUAUGGAGAUGGAAGAUGGAGGGGAAAUGAUUGAGUGACAACAGCUGUUUUCCUAGACCUGUUGAUAACCUAUUCAUUUAUUCAGUACCGACUUCUCUCUCCAUACUAUUAAGAUGAAACCCAUCAAGUUAGCCUUAAAUCAAACUGAGUCAACACCCCCCGUGAAUUACUUCACAAAUGGAUGAGUAUCUUUGAACUUUUUAUAUACACAUAUUCUGGAUGGUCGUCCAGUAUCAGAAGGUUUGAAGAAGCAACGGAAAAGAAGAGGAAGAAAUGAGAGUUAUUAUCAAUCAACGUCAGCGUUAGUAUGUUCUCUUUUUUCCCUGUAAAUAUAUUUUUAAACUAUUUUCCCUUUGUACAGUAGGCAGACAGUCAGGAUGUAAAUUUCAAUAUGUUUUACAACAAUUUAAGAAAUAAACAAAAUGGUAAUAAAAACAUAAAAAUACAAAAACAAAAAUAUGCUAAAUAUAGUUAAGACAAAUAUGAUUAAUAAUGAUAAGUGACAUGAUUGAACCUUUUAUUUGUUUUAAAUCUCAUAUUUACUUAAUUACAAAAGUUCACCAAUAAAUAUAAUUAUUAUUUUAAGAAUAUGCUUUUUCUUAUUUUCAGUAAAGUGUUGGAAAUUGAGGAUAAUUUAGUGUAGACGUUUGGUGAUAAGGGGGAAAGUUUAGUUUAAGAGUCUUUGCUAAGUUUCCCUUGAAUGUGUUAGAUUCUCUUUUAAGAUAGGCUACUCUUUAUGCUUUACGGGACACACACAAUUAUCUAUACGUUUAUGUAAUACAGUAUCACAUGUAUACAUACCAGUAGAUGGCUUUUGCAUAUAGAGACUGUAUAUUGUGAUCCUUCAUUUAAGCAAUCCUCAUGAAUUAAGUAAUUGACUGCAAGAUCAUUUGUGUUAUGUUGCCCUUUCAUCAACUGGGAUCUGAUGCCGACUGCACUGGUGUUGAUAGAGCCUCCACUACGCAGGACUGACUCUUCCUCCUCAUUCUGUGUAUCUUUAAUAAGGAUAAUACUGUUAUCUUCAGUGAUACGUGUCAGUAGCACUGGGCACAAAACAUUGGACUUUCUCAGUGUUGCUCUCAUAAUAACAGAGGAUGUUGGUGCAGAUGGGGUCAAAAGGUUCAUGGAAAUGCAGCUUUUCAACCCUUUAUAGAAUGAUGAAAUGUUUCUCAUCCAUGUCACCUAAACAUCAUGUGCAGAUGGUUAGACAUGAAGGGUGAAUCAAGUCAUUCAAGGCAAUGAGUUGACGUCAUUAUGUUCAUUUGGGUUCUUGUCAGAGAAAGAAUGAUAUCCUUUGUGAUGUAUUUAUCCUUGAUCAAAUCUCCACUGUGUGUCAAACUGUUUGGUAUGCAUGUGUGAGGAGAUAUAUAUGUUGUCUAAGCCAUUUUUUAUUUAUCUGCUAGUUUUUUGUCUGAACAUUGUUGCUUUCAGUAACUUUCAAUUUGUUUAUUUUCCAACUUUUUGGGAGAAAUCAUUUUAGCUUGGCAUUUCUCAUUCAAAUGGAUUCAUGUCUCGAGGGUUUUUUCUGAAAAUUGAAAUUGAAAGAUGUGUUUUCACUGCACUCUGUUUGGGUCUGCAUAUUUUUUAUGCAACUCAUGUUGAUUUUACUCAUCGCAAUAAACUGCAUGAUCCCUUGGAGUGUUUGUGUUGGAAUCUACUGGUGUGUUGAUUAGUCUUGAAUGGAAGAAUCCCUUUAAAUGUACGGGCAAACAUUGUGAUAAGGAUGGUCAGGAACUCUUCUUGAAAAUGGCACUCUGGUCUUAACUGUUUUUGUCACUGAUUGGACAGGGUGGAAUAAACUGAUACUGCUUAAUACAGGCUGUCGUACCCUUUACCACAACUACUCUACGGACAGCAAGUGCAGCAAGUGGGAAACAGCAAGCAGUGUUUUGUUUCCCAAGGCCCUGUGGUCCCAGUUCCACUCUGCACAAGCAUGUCAGUACACACACACAUUUGUUUAAAUGGGGUAUGAAGCUAAAUGCAAUGUCACAUCAGCCAAAGCAAGGAAAUGCUCUGCCGUGGUAGUGGACUGUAGAACAGGCCGAUGCUAUUGGGUGGAUACUCCAGCUGGAACACAUUUAUCGAAUAUGAUAACAAAUAUCACUACAUCAACAACACUGGUUUAUUCCUGUAUUUAAAAGUUGAAUAAACAACACUGGUUUCAUUGUG